This is a messenger RNA of Prorocentrum cordatum, 2776 nucleotides long. The record is from the annotation of a GenBank genome assembly. Lineage: Eukaryota; Dinophyceae; Prorocentrales; Prorocentraceae.
GUAGAGGGCUAGUGAAGCGGCAGCAUGCGCUGGAAACGCUGCGCGAGCCUCGUGGACGGGUUCCGCGGGACGGCCUUGGUCAGCUACAACGCUGGAAUCAGCGCGUGCGAGAAAGGCGGGGCGUGGCAGCAGGCACUGUUGUUGCUGUUCGUCGAGCUUCGGGAUGCGAAUGUAGAGCCAGAUGUCAUCAGCUACAACGCCGGGAUCAGUGCGUGCGCGAAAGGCGGGGAGUGGCGGCAGGCGCUCUGGUUGUUCGGCAAGUUGCGCGAGGCGCAGGUGCAGCCCAGCGCUGUCAGCUACAACGCUGGGAUCUGCGCGUGCCAAAGUGGAGGUCAAUGGCAGCAGGCGUUGUCGUUAUUCACGGAGUUGCAGGAGUCGGCGUUGGAGCCCAAUGCCGACGUCCUCAGCUACAACGCCGCAAUCAGCGCAUGCGAGAAGCGCGGGCAGUGGCAGCACGCUUUGUCGUUGCUCGGCAACUUGUUCGAGGCCAAGCUGGAGACUGAAGUCACCUCCUACAACGCUGGAAUCAGCGCGUGUGGAAAGGGCGGUCAGUGGCAGCAGGCGCUGUCCUUGUUCUGCGAUCUGCAGGAUGCGAAGCUGGAGCCCGACGUCAUCAGCCACAAUGCUGCGAUUAGCGCGUGCGAGAAAGGCGAGCAGUGGCGGCACGCGCUGUCGCUACUCAGCGAACUGCGUGGAGCGAGGCUGGAGCCUGAUGUAAUCAGCUGCAGUGCUGGAAUCAGUGCAUGCGGAAACGGCGAGCAAUGGCAUCUCGCGCUGUCGUUGUUCAGUGAAUUGGUCCAGGCGAGACUCGAAGCCGACCUUAUCAGCUACAAUGCUGUAAUAAGCGCGUGCGAGAAAGGUACGCAGUGGAAGCAGGCCCUGUCGCUUUUAAGCGAACUGCGCCGGGCGAAGAUCGAGCCCGAUGCGGUGAGCUACAACGCUGGAGUCAGCGCAUGCGAGAAAGGUGAGCAGUGGCAGCAGGCGCUAUCCUUGCUCAGCGAGAUGCGGGAGAAGAAGGUGGAACUCAGCACGAUUAGCUACAACGCUGGAGUCAGCGCGUGCGAGAAAGGUGGACAGUGGCAGCAGGCGUUGCUACUACUUGCAGCGAUGCGCGAAGCUAAGACUGAAUCCACAGUCAUCAGUUUCAGUGCUGGAGUCAGCGCGUGCGAGAAAGGUGCACAGUGGCAGCAGGCUCUGUCACUGCUUAGGGGCAUGUGGAAGGCGAGUCUGGAGCCUAACAACAUUAGCUACAACGCUGCAAUAAGCGCAUGCGAAAAAUGUGGACGGUGGCAGCAUGCAAUGACAUUGUUUGAUGAGAUAGGGACGGCGAACUUAAUGCCCAACGUCAUUAGCUACAAUGCUGUGGCCAGCGCGUGCCAUAGAGGUGGACAGUGGCAGAAGGCGGUGCGUUUCCUUAACGAUAUACAGCACAUGAAGCUGGAGCCAAACGUCAUCAGCUACGCAGUUGGACUCGCCGCAUGCGUGAACGGCGGACUGUGGAAGCUGGCACUGUCAUUACUCAGUGAGCUGCGCGAGACGAAGCUGGAGCCAAACAUCACCUCUUCUGAAAGUCAUCUACAACGCUGGAAUCACCGCGUGCGAAAAAUGCGCGCAGUGGCAGCAGGCUUUGUUAUUGCUGCAUGCUUUGUGGGAAACGGUCAUGGAACCUGACAUUGUCAGUUGCAGUGCUGGAAUCAGCUCGUGCGAGAAGGGUAGUCAGUGGCAGCAGGCGUUGCUGGCAGUAUCAUUGCUCGGGGAAGUUUGAGGGGCCACGUUGGAGAUCGACGCUUAUGUCUGCAGAACUCGCGCCUGCAAGAAAUGCAGCAACCGCACAUAUUUGCGAGCGAGCCGAGGGAGACGAAGCUUGAGGCUAGCGACACCUGCGACAGCGUUGGAGCCAGGAUAUGUGAGGAAGUUGACAGUUGCAGCGGACAGUGUACAUAUUUGGGCAGCUGGGUAGAGGUGAAAUCAUCCAUUUCCCGCGCGUGAAAGAGUCGCGGGCUGAAGCGAGAGGUUGAUGUUUUUUUCUGGUUGCCGGAGGCUGCGUUCGAGAGUGACACCACCUGCCAAAGUGUUGCAAUUCAUGGUGGGUUCUUCUUACCAGCCACCUCGCAUGUAUUCAUCUACAACGCUGGAAUCACCGCGUGCGAAAAAUGCGCGCAGUGGCAGCAGGCUUUGUUAUUGCUGCAUGCUUUGUGGGAAACGGUCAUGGAACCUGACGUUGUCAGUUGCAGUGCUGGAAUCAGCUCGUGCGAGAAGGGUAGUCAGUGGCAGCAGGCGUUGCUGGCAGUAUCAUUGUUCGGGGAAGUUUGAUGGGCCACGUUGGAGAUCGACGCUUAUGUCUGCAGAACUCGCGCCUGCAAGAAAUGCAGCAACCGCACAUAUUUGCGAGCGAGCCGAGGGAGACGAAGCUUGAGGCUGGCGACACCUGCGACAGCGUUGGAGCCAGGAUAUGUGAGGAAGUUGACAGUUGCAGCGGACAGUGUACAUAUUUGGGCAGCUGGGUAGAGGUGAAAUCAUCCAUUUCCCGCGCGUGAAAGAGUCGCGGGCUGAAGCGAGAGGUUGAUGUUUUUCCUUGUUGCGGUGGCGAGGCGUGUAGUCGUCUGGCUCUCAGAUGCGGGUUUCUCUUAUCACGCAACGCGGAGCUCGGGGAGGUGCUCUUGGGCGUACCCAGACCUCCGACAUCAUGAUCCCAUUGAUUACUCACUACGGUGUCGCUGGAAGUCCCGACCCCUUCUCGGUGGCCGGCUUUUCGUCCCGGAUCCUUAUUGGUCAU